AUGACUAACCACGCUCGCGGGUCUUCACUCCUUCAGACCCGCAGAUCUCACAUCCACCGUCAUUUACAUGACCUACGACGCAGCCUGCAUCACGUACACCACCCUCGUGAUGUCCGCGAGCCCGCCACUCCUUCUACUACCACCCACGAGCAGAUAGAAAUCCGCGAGUACCCCGACCUGGCUCACCCGGACCACCCCGUCGUCACCCAGGUCGUUCAGACCGUAUCGGUCGUCCAGUACGUCGAUGGCAAUGGCGCCACCAUCGAUGUCAGCACCGUCUACUCCCCGCCCAAGACCCAGGUCGUGGAUCAGUUGACCGGCGUCACCAUCGAGAAGCCUUCGGACAGCGCCCUCCCCACUACUCCUGUCCCUGUGCCUUCUUCUCCCCCACACGAUGGCACCGCCGCCUCGACAAGCUCCAGCCCUUCCAGUCAAGAGGCUACGCCUCCUCUGACGUCCUCUCAUUCGUCUUCUUCGGCCUUGCCUUCGUUGUCUGCUGCUACCAAUUCCAGCACCAGCUCUUUUAUACCACACUUUAACAACAGCACGUCAGUGUCACAUUCACUCUUUGCCAACUCGACUCGGACGACGUCUUCCUCGUCCACUCCUUUCUUUCACUCGUUCACUUCUAGCUCUUCCAGGAGCAGCUCUACGGCGGACGAUGGUUCGUUCACCAUUUUCGGCGGCGGUCCUACCUUGACAGCGGAGCCGACCCUACCUGCCACUGCUUCUUCUACGGCAGGCUCGGGCUCGGGCUCUACCCAAGCCACGCCAACCAGCACGGUUGUCGGCGGAGUAGUAGGAGGCGUUGCCGGCCUGGCCCUUCUUGUCCUCGGGGCUCUUUUAUUGAUGCGGUGGAAGAGGAGGCAGAACGGUGUUCGCCUGUUGGGUGACGGGGACGCUCCUGCCUCGAGGAGUCUUGGUGGGCCUGGAGGGCCGUUUGGCACGUUUGCAGAAGCGAGUGGUGGCGGAGGAGGAGGAGGAGGAGGAGGAGGUGGAGGUGGGAGCGGCAGCGGCAGCGGCAGCGGCAGCGUUCCAAUGGCUGAGCGGGGUCUCCCGUUCGCCAUCCCGGCGACUCUUGCUGCUCUCUCGGGCUACAAGCGGAGCUCACAGGCGACCUCGGCCGGCGGAACGGAUUCGAGUGAGAGAGGCUUCGCGCGGAUAUCUGGCAGAAAACUACCCUCGGUCCUCCAGCACGGAGGCGACGGCUUCAGCGACCCGCAUGAGAGCGUGCUCAGCGGGCAGUCUUUCUACCGCGACUCUCACGGAUUCUGGGGCGGCGACGGCAGUCCUCGUUUCGCGCUUGGUUCUCCCAUGCGCCCGGAGAGCGGUAUCCCUGUCAUGCAGCCGGGCCCGAUCAGGACGCCGGUCACGGAGCAAGGACCGAUCUUUGAACAUUCUCCGACCCAGAACUCCCCCGGCCGGAACUCCCCGGGCCUGAGAGGCCCGGCCUCGCUCGACCCACUCGGACGAACACAUAUAUCGCAGGACGGAUCGCGAGGCUCAGGCUCGAGAUUCACCGAGAACAUAUGA
Thyridium curvatum is the source of this 1533-nucleotide messenger RNA. RefSeq lists its product as uncharacterized. Bases 1 to 1533 code for a protein of 510 amino acids. The transcript has 2 exons. NCBI's taxonomy places the organism in Eukaryota, Fungi, Ascomycota, Sordariomycetes, Thyridiales, Thyridiaceae. The record is from RefSeq and is a predicted model, not a curated record.